AUAAAAUGUUCAAUGUGUAUGCGUUUGAUAAGAGAAGUCAUCUAGAAGACUCUGUUAAGUCACAGAAGGAGAAACAGAAGAAGAAUAUGGUCGUCCAUCGAAGGAUUAGGGAUUUGAUGGCUGAGAAUUAUCAGAGGAGAGUCAAGAAUUUUAUAAGGGAUAUGGCAGAUGGACCGGUGAGGCAGAAUGAUGAGUAUACUAACCGCCUGACCUUUUGUAGAGGGUCUAAUUAUGAGAGAGACUCUAGCUGUAAUGCUUCUAAAUUGUCUCAGACUUAUUAUAAUGACAGUGAAGCAGCCACUAAGUAUGAUAAUACUGGAAAAAUGAGGAGUCAUUCAACUAAAAUUCAUAAAACUUCGAAAUCAACUUCUGAUGGUUGGGAUGCCCCACUCAGAGAUUUUAGGUAUACUAAUUUCAGGACUGAGAAGGAAAGAAUAGCAGCUAAUAUCAAAUCUAAUCAGCAGUUUUGAGAUAGUGUACCCAGUCCUUCCAAAGAUAAAUUUGAAAAAUCACUGCGGCCUAGAGAAGAGGAUAAAGAACUUGGACCACAAUUCAGAUAUACUGCAAAAAGUGGAAUCGAGAGAGUUUACGACACCCUCAACAGCAGGAUGACUUCUGAGUUUAGGGCUAAGGACCUUGCUAACAAGUCACUAAAAUCAACAAUUCGUAACGUUCGAAAGAUGAAUAUCACAGCAAUGCCAAAGCACUUAUUGCCUAAUAUUCACAAUAAAACACACUUCAAAGCAGCUACCUCCGUCUAUUUAAGGACAGAGUUAGAAGGAUCGUUAUACAAUAAAUCUGAUUUUGGACCAAAUUCAUCUAAAAUAAAUUCUCACAAAUCUCCUCAAUCCUUGGCAGAGAAUCCUUCUAUUCUAAAAUCUGAGCAGCAUUCAGAUAGAAAGAAUAUGUCAGUGACCUUCCUGAGCAAAGCGAACUCUAAGAGAGAAAAGACAAACAACACUGUUAAUAACAAUAGUUCUUUAACUAAAACUAUCCUAGAGCAGUGCCACAUCAUCCGCUUGAAGCAUCCUAAUUCCAAGAAAUUGAACAUCAAGCACAAACUUUGAGGAGGAUAUGAAAAGACUAUCGACAAAAUCAAGAAUCUUCAGAACAAGAAACGUCGAAACUUCGACAAUAUGAGGGACAAGUUGAAUAACACGCACGCCACUGUUGACCCAGAGAUGCUUUAA
Moneuplotes crassus is the source of this 1190-nucleotide messenger RNA. Lineage: Eukaryota; Ciliophora; Spirotrichea; Euplotida; Euplotidae. The record is from the annotation of a GenBank genome assembly.